Porites lobata is the source of this 8270-nucleotide messenger RNA. Lineage: Eukaryota; Metazoa; Cnidaria; Anthozoa; Scleractinia; Poritidae. The record is from the annotation of a GenBank genome assembly.
AUGAGUUCGAUCGGGAAAUCUGUAAGGGAUAGGGCGCCGAAAUGUUCUAUUGUUCUUAACAAUGUUUUGACAGUCGUAUUUAGACCGACUUCAACAGCGGUGCAGGUCAAAAACCUUACUCAAGAUGAAAACUGCGAGAAGGAAAAUUCUAAACUGCCGCACCAACUCUCUGGGCUCGAGUUGUUCGAUGCGUUUAAGGAAGCAAAUCGAUCGACGAUGCUAACAAGGUUGACGGAAAGUUUGGACGAGAUUCGGCUGAAAGGUUGGGUUUUUCCUUUUACAUUGUUGAUCAAAGGACCGAAUGAAGAUGUUGAAGUCAUCAAGGAAGCAUGGAGGCGACACUUUUUACGCAGUCCCGAUAAUUUUAUCAUCAAAGAUAUAGGUAAGCUCAAUUAGUGCUCGCAAUAGCCUUGAACGGUAGUCUCUUUAGAUUUUAUGAUCACCGAGAUAAGGGUUUCAUUUAAGUAUAUCGAAGUAUCGAGGUCAGUCAGUGCUGGAAGUCUGGUCUUCCAAAUGAGAUUAUUUGAAUCAAAAACCCUUAACACAAUUUCCCUUUAUGACGUAGAGACAAUCUCGCGGUUUCAUGUGUGAUUUGACUGUGGUGGCCAAAAUCAUUUCAACUCUUUAAGUCCCUCGCGAGAAUGACUCGCUGCUCCAUCGAAUUCGCAACGUUUACAACCAUGAAUUUUAAAAAUAACCACUUGCUUUCUGGAUACGAUCGAAGGCUGUUUUAUAGUUUUGGUUUUUGGUAAACAAGUUGAUUUUUCAGACAGGUGUAUUUUAUAUGACGCCAUGAAUGCUAUUGGCAAAACAGAACAGAGGCCAGUUUUCUACAGCCAGCCUCCAGCAGCAAAGACCAGAAUUUUCUCUGCUCUAGAAAACUCUUAAAUCAAUAUUCAACUACCGGCAUACCCAGACGAUUUCGAGCGACUGAUCGAUUGAUAUGCGCGUGGGAACUUUUGUAUCGUCUCUAACAUUUCAACUUUUUUAUUACAAAAUGAUUUACUUAAAGACCAACACAAGAAACAUUCAAACAUGAACUUUUAUACAGUACCCAGAGUUAAUCCUAAGUAAUGAUGCAAGUUUACUUUUAUUUCCCUAAUUUGAAUUUUCCAUUAAAACAGAUUGUCAAAGGUCAGGGUUGGAUGAUAAUGAAUAGCCUUGCCUCAAUUAGUAGAUAAUGUUUUAUGUCCUCUAAAUCUAACCAGAUAGGACUUAAAAGAACUGAAAAAAGCGCUUAUGCUAAACUACUGGCGUACUUUUGACAAGUGCAACAUUCGCGGGCCAGAUCUUGUGUCCAUUUGUUCAACAUAGCAUCAUCCCCUGAGGCCAAAAUUAUAGUUAUUUUGUUCAUUGUGAUCCGUCUUUUGUUGCUGUCUUUUAUUUUUUUAAAAGCGGCAGAGAAUAAACCGUUUAAAACGUUCCCUUGCUGUGAUAACCGGCUCCAAAAGGCAGCCACCAAUCCCUAGAACAAUAGACUCACACGACUUAAUACAACCACUUUUUGUGUGUUUUUUGCUUGUGAAUUUUGUGAUAACACGCAAUAGAGUUGUUCUUUUUCCUGGUUUUUUUAUUACUCUUGGAUUAUAAUGAAUUGCCUUAGUGAAGUCUCGAGCUAGCUUUGUUAUAAGGAGAGAACUGCAAGCUACUCAACUUGAAAAAAGCAGCUUAAGUACCGGAUGUGCUUUUCAAAUCGCUUUCUCGAAGGCUUAACAUGGCUUUUUCUGUCAACCCAAUCUUGUUGUUUUCGCACAAGGCAUGUAAACGAUAAGAUUUCCCUUCCUCUUGAGUACACAAAUCUUUUCAAAAAAGUACAAAGAAAAAAUCCGCUACGUCAUUGCUUAUUCCUUCGAACAUGACAUGCAUUUCAAAUUAGUUUUGAUGAUUUCUUGACAUAAGUUUCGUUGGUUCUAUUUUCCAUUGACAACGUGCUUCUUCUUACGCCGUGGCUAUCAACGCGCUUUUUUCAUAUUAAGAGGAUCAAGACUUUGAAAAACGUUAAACAGAUGUGAUUUGAUAAUUUUUAGCUCGGUGAGAAGGCACGGGCGGACCCUUUUGUUUUAUAAAAAAUAAAUUGCCUUUUCAACUAGAACAAAAACAGCAUUAAGUAAACUAUCACUUAUAAGCAACAUCGUAAAGCAGAGAAACACAGUUGGAGAAAAAAUCAUUAUAGCAUGUCUGAUGCAAUAGUGAUAACGAUAAAGAUAAAUUGAAAAAAAAAUAAAAUAAAAUAAGGUCUUUGAUUUCCUACUCUUUUAUGUAAUCUGAUUUUCCCUCUUUUUUUGUUUUGAUUAUUCUUUGAUUUUUUAAUUUGUGUUAUUAUUUCGAUAGGGUUAACUUUACCAGACUGAUUUGCGUUAAUGAACAUUUCAUAAGACUAAGAAAUAAUACAAAGGAAGGUUUAGAAAUAAAUCUGAUACACUGAAAGGAUUUUUAGAACGAAGUUCAAACAUUGUUAGCAUUUUCCGAACGAAUAUUGAAAUGCGACUGAACUGUUCAAAUAUCAUUUUAGUUUUCCCAAGUGGCUAAUUCCGAGAUGCAUAUGUGACAUUUAUUACUGUUGUCAUUUUCACUUAGUUCUUUCUUGAAAAAGGGCCGUCCGGAACACAGUUUUUUUUAAGGAAAAGUAGGAUAGAAAGGCCGAAUGACACGAACAGUGAAAAUUACUUUUGCAAGAAACACUUGAACUGAGAGCUCUAUUAAGAACACAAAUCAGUUUUAUCGUAACCUCUUGUUUGAACACAUAUUUAUUUUCCAGCGUUGGGGUAUAUAAAUCACCUUCAAGUUUAUAUUGGCAGAGAAGUGAACAACCUAUAUAGAUUCCGUUUUACCUAAGAGAGAAUGUAAGAUAUUUAGGUUAUUCAAAAGGUUCUUAACUUAGUAAGAGGGGUCACUUCCUAAUUGCGUAUUUCAGCAAAUACAAAUCCUGUUAACCUCUGAGUUCAAUUUUUUUCUGCCAACUACACUACCCUGCCUGCUUACAAUUAAGGAGGCUUAAGCAACUACGACGGCAGCGAGAACGGCAAAAAAGCAACUGACAACAAUCUUGCACGUUUACUUUUUUUGCCCAUUUAUUUGCCGUCGUUGUACGACCACCGUAAAACGGCCUAAUUUCACGUUUUGUUUCUUCACGAUUUUCUACUAUAGCGCUAAAUUCGUUUUUAAAACUUAGAUGAGCCGAGGCAGUCCUUUAGAAUUCAGCUCCAGAAACUAAAAUUCACCAGCAUUUGACAAACUGAACGCCAAGGAGCUUGAAGAGCAGUGAAUUUUGAAACAGCGUGAAUUGGCUACUAACGUAGAAAUUCAAGUUCCACAGACAAUGGAUCCAGAAUCCAGAACCUGGAAUCCCGAAUCCGCGACUUGGAGUCCGGGCCCCGGUUCUGAAAGGCCGAUUAGAGCUAAUCCAGGAUAAAAAAUUUAGUUUUCUUUUUUAUUUACUUUCCCAUGCAUUAUCUAGCGUAAAAUUCUAUGCUAUCAUCACUGAAUCUCGGAGUAAAGAGACACAAAAGUAUUUUGUAAGCUCGAGUAACAUGUUCUUAGACAAGAAAACCUUGCUUAAAAUUUGGCUUAACCCUGGAUUAAACUUAACCAUCUUUCGAGGAACCGGGCCCUGAAUACAGGACUGGCUUGCAUUCCCUUACAUGGUGCGAUGGUUACAAUAAUGUUACCAAAAUAGGGUUGUUAGCGCUAUAAAUUUGUUGUAUAUUAGCGGCUUUUAAAGGAGCUGUGUAUUUGUAUUUUUGUAUUUUAUUUUUUACUCCAUCUUAUAGAUAAUACAUCAGUGGUACAAUAUUAAUUAGUAUAAAUUAGUACAAGGUUGUUUUAACUACGUGUACACAAUGUUAUCAAGAAAAAAAUUUAGAAUUUAGAAGGGCGCAUUAUAGUGAAACUAAUUAUGGCCCUUUAACAAGAUUGACUUUAUUCUAUUAUAGCUUUGUUAUUCAUUAAAACACAAACACGCACGCAUGCACUGACAAACACGCACACAAGUCAAUAUUGAGCAAGAUAAUAUUUUUUAAGUGCCUUUUUGAACACCAACAGGAACUCUUACACGAAAAACUAAAUUAUUUAAACACACAAAAAGGCAACAAAUAACACUAAACUAGCCAGCUUCAAACUACGGACGCGGCCGUCAUCAUCGUUGACCGCUGUGUCAUGUAAUUUAGUAAAAUUCAGCUCAGUGUUAGGGAUUGCUGCAACGUGGAAUUGCCUAAAACAUAUAAAUAAAAAAUUAUAAAAUAUAACCGCUUAAAACUGAUGAAGGAACAUUAAGUCGGCAUAGCAAAUACAAAUGAGGGCACGGAUGGAACAAAAUUAAAGAGGAAGAUAAAACGGAUUGUAAAUGGGUUUAAAAAUUCAGUGGGCAGCCUUUUACACUGAGUUGAUCUCUGCAGUAUUUUGUUUGUUUGUUUGCUAAGUCAGUUAUUUUUUUGUGAAUUUGAAUGAUACCGCUCGGGAUAUACCGUAGCCUGCGCGCAGACGAAAUUAAACUCUGGUUAACUCCGUCUGCGAAACAGCGCCGAAAUCCUUGUUCUGGACUUCCAGCUGUGUACCCAGAUUUGAGUACGCGCCACGAUUGGCCAGUUAAAAAAGGCCUUUGUUUUGUUUGUCGUGAUCGCCAAUCAGGUUGAAGGGGAAUUCGAAACGCACUUCCGGUAAUUCGUUGAGUCCGUUGGGGGUCCAGAACAAAGAUCUCUGCACUGCUUCGCAGACGGUACUAAUCGGAGUUUAGUUAUCGUCUGCACGCAGGCUAGAUAUACCGUAAAAUUCCGAAAAUAAGCCCCGGGGCUUAUAUUUUUCAAAGGCCCUUUUUGAGGGGCUUAUUUUUGGAGUGGCUUAUGUUCGGAGGGGCUUAUCUAGGGAGGGAAAUUUGCGUUUCAAACUCGAUAGAGUUAGCCUUAUAGUUGGAAGUAAAUUUGCCAUUUUUUCUUUGUUCUACUUUUUAUUUGAGGGCAAUUUUCCAAGUACAAGCCCCUGGGGGGCUUAUAUUUGGAGGGCGAUUUAACGAAGGGUUUUUGCGUUACCGGUUUGGGGGGCUUAUAUUUGGAGGGGCUUAUACAUGGAGGGGCUUAUUUUCGGAAUUUUACGGUAUUCCUGAUUUGAUCAGUGGUUCUAAGAGCCAUAAUGGUGGUUCCUAAUCUGCGAUGUUGUUAGUUAAGGGGCGGAUCUAGGGGAGGAUUUGCAGGGGUCGUCACCAACGUUACAACUGUAAACUGGUGAUUGAUAAAUCUAAACUAAAAAAAAAAAAUGGAAUAGUUAACUGCUGGUCAACACUGGUAAACUGGUGAUUGAUAAAUCUAAACGAAAUAAUCUUAACUGCUGCAACACAGCCCCUUCAAUCCUUAGCGGCCUUAAACUUUACUUGUGACCAGUAUCUUAUUUCUCCUUAAAACACCUUUGCUUUAUCAAAAGCACAGGUUAUGAGAAUAAAAUAAAUGAUUAGUAAAGAGACAAGGCGAAAUUAACUUUAUUUUUACUAUGCAUAUAUCAGAGCUAAAUGAGUCAAACUUAUUCUCCUCAAUGAAAAAAAGAGGUCUGACUCUUUCAUACAUUAUUGCCUGCAGGUGUGGUCAGUUCUGUCGGUAUGGAGAUUAUUCAGCAAGCACCAUUUCUGCCAUUAACAAAGUCGUUAGUGGAAACCAUCGCGGCGCUGAAUGGAAUGCAGCUGGUCGCGACACAGGAGUCGAUUGCAGAAUAUCUGGCUAAAACCUAUCAGUACGUUCACAUGCCCAAAAUGAACGUGAUUCACGACUGCUUGGGGAUUCUCAUCAAAGAACGGAGGAUUUAUCACACAGGGAAUGGAUACUUUGUUUACACACAGAGUCCGUCUGAGAAAACUGCAGACUCUGCAAAGGAAAAACAGGAAAAUGGUAAGAUAAAUGACCCAGAAGAUUCCAUUUGCAAGGACUCGAAUUCUGCCACAUGCGAGGCUACCUCCAAAAGGAAGACUGCUAAGACUGAUAAGGCAGCAAAGAAGAGAGUGAAAGGAAAAGAGAAUAGCAAGGCAAAUAGAGCCGGGAAAGAGACUGAAAAAGCUGACAGAAAAGAUUUAGUUGAUAGUGAGAGGUUGAAACGUGCGGUAGAUCAAAUGGAUGAAAAGUCCGCGAUACUUGAGCUCCCUAGUAAAGGCGACAAAGCGAACAAGACUCCUAGUGAAACUACGAGCGAAAGCGGCGCCAGUGAAACCUCUACCAAAAAGGUUAAAAAGCAGAAAAAGGGCGUGCUUGAACAAUUAUCCUGCUUUAUUAAAGGAAAGUCGUUUCCAAAUUCAGACAUCGAGGAAGUGAAAGAGGAGCAGACGCCAAAAGAACCCUCCCCUCCCCCUCAAAGCAAGCCUACCCAGAAAACCGCGCCUCUCGCAGUCCAAGAGGACGUGUCACCUACUCUUUUGAGAGGUGUACGGUUCCGACACCAACGGACUUUAUCGGCUCCUGUAGGAAGCCCCUCCUUACCGUUGAGAACUUUUAAACAGGAGCUGCAGAACUGCAGUGAAAGCCAAAUAAAAAAUGAUGUCCCUAAUCCUAGGCAGCUUGCACGAAGCAAAUCUUUCGUCGCCGCGGAAAGACGUCCCAUUGCACCCGCACCUUUCUUGCGAAGUAACUCAUUCUCUGCUCCGAGCACUAAAGCCGCGCGGCAGAUUUCUACUGAAAGCGGCCCUUACGCGACAUUGAACAGGCGCACGAGUAUGAACUACGGAGACAUUAUACGAAAUAUACCGGCCAGGCAGACAAUCCAUGUUUCAAGGCCAAUUUCGAGGAAUAUGGGAAUUGCCAGGCCUAUUCCUGGCAUGCCUCAACAGCAAACUCUUGCACGCAACAAUUCGAUGAAAAAUGAAGUAGCCCAGAGGAAAGGCAGCUCAUUGUCACCUCCAAAUACCCCUAGAAAUCAUCUCUCGCCAUCCAGUACUCCUCGCUUAAAAGAAAAAUCACAAGGACGUGUUCAUCCUCCGGUGAUGCGAAGCAAGUCUUUCACCGAGCCCAGGACGUUCAGGCCGGUAAAUCGUUCGAUUUCCCAUCGCGCAACGAUAGCCGGGCCUUAUUUCGAAUCUCCGCUGCAGCUGCUUUUGGCUCGGAGAACUAACGGGUAUAUAUCACCUCCGAGUCUCGGAGUGCGUGUUACAAUCCCCCCUAAAGGAAAGCAUUUUACCCCAGGGAAACAUACAGCAAUCCCUAUUAAAAGGACUCCGCCUAGUUGCCCCUCGCGGAAACAGCCUAACAGCUCACCGCAACCGCUCUUUCGGAAGCAAAACAUAAAUAUUUCACCAGAUAGAAAGGACUGCACCUCCCCCGUAUGUUAUGACACCAGUAAGAUAAAUAACAGAGUCGAAAACUGCAAAUGCAAUGGCGUCAAUAGUGUAAUUCAGAAACAGUUUACAGCCGUUUCCAAUCCAAAACACGGCUAUAAACAUGAAGACGUCAGCAGCGAACAUAUCUGCAUUGAAGAAAUGACGUCAUCAGGAUCAGAAACAGAGGACAGUUACAGGGAGACUGUGGUUGAAAGCGACGGCAAGUCACUGGGUGUUUACAAGAAGAUAACUGAAGAUGGCGUCAACGAUAGCCUGACAUUUAUUGGAAUUAUCUAAUCAAGUAACAGGUUACCAUGAAACAACGGGACUUUUGUUCGACCGCGGAUAACAUGGUCAACAAAGUUAGUUCUACCCUGUUGCACGUUAUCAAAAACCUUAAGCUGCGGUGUCGGCAGCGGAAAGCUUAACUAAUAAAGUUAAUUUCGCGUUUUUUCAACCUCUGUCGGGUUUAUCCGACUCCUUCAAGUUAAUUGUUUGUAAAAUAUAAGUGACAUAUGAUUAUCUCGGAGUCAAACUCUUAAGGGUCGACCUGUGAACUGAGAAAUUCGUCGACUUUUCUACACGCUAAGAGGAGCCGGCUCCUGACGCUGAUAAAUUUUAAGACUUUAUUACUACUCUCUAAAAAUCAAGCAAAUGCUUAUCUGCGAUUGAGAGCAGCAUUUGUUUACGAACUGCUAGCAGUAGUUGUUCAUUAACGCGAGUGUUUAUAGGAAAAAUUCUACUGCUGUAAAUUUGCCUUAAAAGCGAACGUACAUGGAAACGUUGACAAAGCAAACGUUGCCCAGGAUUGCCAAGUUUACAUAGUGAUUUCAAUUGUUAACUGUAAUUAGUGAACAGAAAUAUUUAGAGUUGAAAUGAAUUGAUUAAUUUUUUAGUACAUAAAUAUGUAUUUGGGGAAACGAUAUUUAGCUUUUUCAAGAAAAAGUUUGGAGCAUUUAUAUUUUUGUUUUCAUUUUAAUCAAAC